CAGCAGCCCGACUCCAUACCUAGGUAUUCACUGCAAGAGAUAUAUCAAUCCCUGACUGCCGGGGAGAAAGAGUCUGUCUGUCUGUCACAAGCACAAUCCAGGUAGCCUCCUCACACCAUGAUUGUUUGAUUUUCUCCAGUGAAUAUUAAUAUUAUAUGACCACCUUGUGCCGGUCUCACUGAAUCAAUCCUCAAUUGAAGAUGUGAAAGACUCUGCUCAAUACUUUCACUCUUCCCUUCUCUUCCUCAUACAUCCUUUCCCUCUUGCCAGCCUACACAGUAAUCAUUUGCUCUCCCCCCAAACUCGGCCGGUCGAAAAUGUCUCAGGCCCAGGACGACAGUCUUGCUGCUGCAGUGGCAUCCGUCGAUCUCGAUCUCAAUGAUGGCGACAAUGCUGGCGACGGCCCUGUGAACAACAUAGAAGCUACCGUCAACGUCAACGGCACGGCAACUCCUGCGAACACCAUCGACGCCGACGAAGAAGAAGAAUAUGGAGAAAUCGUUAAUGAUCUCCCACCACCCGAGGUCAAAAAGAAGAAGAAAAAGAAGAACCGCAAACCACCCAGUAAACGAGGCCUGGUACGUUUCUAACCAUCGAGGACCUCGACACCAACCCGCGAUCCGAACACCUACACAGACACUGACCCUACACUCCAAAACCUUCAGGACAAACCCACCGGUUUCGAAGCCUUCUUCGCAGAUACACCAAUAACCCCAUCCGAACAUGCCGAGGAGCAAGAACUCUACCAUCCAAACAUCGCAUUCGUCGACCGCAUCCUCACAGCCAUCGCACGCUUCGAACGGACCCGCAAACUCACUCCCGAACGCCGCGACAUGCUCUACAAGUACCUGGUCUUCGGUAGUGUCGAAGUCGGGCCCAACGCGCACCAAGGCGGCCAAGGUCAAGGUCAAGACCGAGACACCGAGGACAUGGACAAGACCCAGCUGCUCGCCGCCAUGAGCCAAGCCUCCGUCAGCGACGACAAGCGCCACCUCGGCACCGCGACCAGCCUGUACGAUGUCGACUUCCAAGGCGUCAUGAAAGCCUUCCUCAGCCGCCGAGCCCGACUCCUGUACGGCUUCGAGCUGCGGGACCAAGUAUCUACCCUGACCACCACCCUCGAGCGGUUCAUGGACUAUCUGCUCCAACACGAUGUAUGCCCCGAGUACCGCGACGACGUCCUAGCCACACGAAACCUUUGCCGCGAGUCCACCUCCGAGCUGUGGGACGUGGCCGAGGCAACACGCCGGCUCCCCGGAGACUUCAACAUCGCCUGCUCGACUCUAUUUGGCGGCUACUACUCGGAAAACUACGACGGGAGCGCCGAAUGGGAGACCGACGCUCGAGACGAGAACGUCUUCGUCGGCAUGAACCCCGAAGAAGCUCAGCAAGUCAUUCACUUCGGCGUGGCAGGCGCAGCAGACGAGCCCGUCUACAAGGCAUACGCGGCAGCCGUUGAUAACGGCCGCCUGUUGGCCGUCGACUCGGUCCAAGAGCAUGCCGGAUUUCAAAUCACAAAGAUCGAGCCGCCAACCGACGAAUGCAAAGAAUUGUACACGACCACUUCCCAACAUUUCCGUCCAGUGGGUCGUGUCUAUGCAAAGCCGUGGACCAAUCCCGACCAGCAACCCCAGGAUCUCACCACUGCCGAGAAAGUAGCACCGGUCGCGCCGGCAGCGAAAAACGAUGAGGAGAAGAACCAGUAUGUCUUCUUUGUCGAGUCCAUCUUGCAGUCACACCUGCGCGUUGGCAUGAAAGUCGAAGCCACGAUCCGCACGCUCAACUGCGGAAUCAUGUUUUUCGACGACGUACUGAAUGUCUUCCCUACAUUCGACGAGUACGUGGUCAACGAGCUGAUGGCUGGAUGGAAGGCGCCACGACCCCUUAAGGGCGCUUUUGACUAUGUUGAGAGCGAGCUUGGAGGUGAAGAUGGUGGUCCGGAGAACAUUGAUGAGGGCGAGAUUGAAGGUGAAGGUGAAGGUGAAGGUGAAGGUGAAGGCGAAGGCCGAGGCCGGUGAUGGAAACAGGUGUUCGUGGCCCAUUGGAUCAAUGCUCUCCCCUUCAGCCCAUAUCGAGCUCCGAGUCAGUUCGAGUGAGAGAGUGCUAUUAGCGCCCGACCACCCAUAAGAGUAUCCAAAAGGGCUAUGAAGCGAUGAAUUAGAAAGGAAUUUAUUUUGAUCCCAAUACCUAGGUACUCAACUCAAAGAACAGAGCCUUUUCCCCCGGUAGUACUAGUAAUUCAGCUCUGUCGCUAAAAGCAAGAAGCAAGAAGCAAGCAC
Exophiala xenobiotica is the source of this 2279-nucleotide messenger RNA. RefSeq lists its product as hypothetical. Gene Ontology annotation, cellular component: ARC complex. Gene Ontology annotation, biological process: regulatory ncRNA-mediated gene silencing. The coding region runs from base 834 to 2018 and encodes 394 amino acids. Lineage: Eukaryota; Fungi; Ascomycota; Eurotiomycetes; Chaetothyriales; Herpotrichiellaceae. The record is from RefSeq and is a predicted model, not a curated record. The transcript is spliced from 2 exons.